Messenger RNA from Striga asiatica, 483 nucleotides. The record is from the annotation of a GenBank genome assembly. Lineage: Eukaryota; Viridiplantae; Streptophyta; Magnoliopsida; Lamiales; Orobanchaceae.
AUGAAGCACAAGGAUAGGCAGCUGGUUAAUGGGACAUGGGUCGAUGAGAUUCUCAAGCAGGGUGUUAUCUCUGAGAUCGAUCCUAUCAAGAGUCUUGUGCCCUUUCUUCUGUUCGACAUGUCCAUUGCUGAAAAACAAGUCAUAAAGAAAAGAGACCCGAGCCAUCGGCCUUCCCCACCACCUCUGCCAACUGUUGUAGCACAAGUGACCAACACCUCCAGAAGGAACAACACUGGGGAGCCCGAGAUUUCGACCUCAAGACGCAAGUCGAAAGCCACCGCCGGAACAAACCCCAUGCACCACCCACGUGCCGACAACUACUCAACUACCACCAUUAAAGCAUCCAAACCUGGGAAGAAGACUAGGCGACCUGGGCAACCGUUACCUCGCCAAGAGUACUGCCUGACCGGAGCCGGCCAGAUGUCGACAAUCGUCGUGGGAACAGCGCGCCUGCACGGUGGGGAGGUCCACCCGAUUAUGUGA